This is a messenger RNA of Prorocentrum cordatum, 1977 nucleotides long. Lineage: Eukaryota; Dinophyceae; Prorocentrales; Prorocentraceae. The record is from the annotation of a GenBank genome assembly.
AUGGCAAUCGUCCUGCCGGACAACUUCGCGCGCGGGCUGCCAUGCAGCCUGCCGUUCAGCCACGUCGCAGAGAUAGUCACCGCGCUGGGCGGCGCUGACGUCUCGAAGCACACUCAACGCAAGCGCGCUGCUCGAGACCUCCACUCCCUCGGAAACCAGAUGACGCCCUAUGGCCCCAUCAUCGUGAAGCUCAAGGUCAACGUGCUCGACGUGCCGAUGAUCAACCCGUACGCAUUCCUGAACUACAUGACCGCCAGGUUGCCCGAGUACGGGGAUCUCCUGAAGAGGUGCCGCAUGGAGAACGACAAGCUCACCCUGCUCCUGUACGUGGACGCGGUGCGCGCUGGGAACGUGCUGCGGCCCGACUCCGGCCGCUCCCUCGAAUGCUUCUACUGGUCCAUCGCCGAAUUGCCCGACUGGUUCAGAUCGAGGUCGCAAGGGUGGCUCCCCUGCAUGGUCGUCCGCACUGACACGGUCAAGGAGCUCGUCUGGGGACUGCCCGAACUCAUGAAAGAGAUCGUCCGCGUGUUCGCGAAGCACCCCGAUGGCUGGAGCAUGAAGACCGUCGGCACUAACAUCCAUUGCUCGACGGGUGAUUUCCAUUUCAAGGUCGACAGCGUGGAAGUGCUGUGCGACGAGCUCGCGAUCAAGCAGAUCUGGUCCCUGAAGGGAGCAGCUGGCACCAAACCAUGUUUCUGCUGCAAGAACAUCGUCAGCCGGGGAUUCGAAGGUCACGACUACAUCAAGAGCUUCAGGACGGCAAAGCCUUGCGACUUUGAUUUGCACGACGACCAGUCCUUCAUGGACAUGACCACCUAUCUGAAGAACUUCCUUGACUCAGUUCCUACUCGGAGGGCCGCCGACGAGAUGCAGAAAUAUCUUGGGAUCAAUUUCGAGCCUGGCACUCUGCUCUGGGACCCUGAGUUCGCGAACGACGUCAUUAAGCCUAUUACUGGGACUCGGUGGGACUGGAUGCACGUCCUCAUGGCGAGCGGCGGCGUGGCCCAAUACACAGCGAACAAGUUCAUCUACGAGUUGAAGCACGCGCACAACAUCUCACUUGACGACCUUGACCGCUUCAAUGGCACCAUCAUCUGGCCAAAGACGUGCCCGAAGCCUUUGACGAAGAAGUUCUUCAAGGACCGAUUCGUUGACGACGUUGGGGGGCACCUUAGAUGCUUUGCUUCGGAGAUAUUCAGCGUGCUCGCCGUGCUCGAGCUCUUCGUAGACAUGGUCUUGGAGCCGCAGAUCGCGAUGGUGGAGCAAUGCAUGUGUUUGAAGGCCAUGCGAAAGAUCGUCUGCAUUCUGAACUUGGACAGCAAAGCUGUAGGCAAGGUGAACGAGCUCAGAGCGGCCAUCGUGAUACACUUCAAAUUGUUCACUCGCCUGAACCCCGAGUGCGUCAAGCCGAAGUUGCACUUUCUGUGGCACGUGCCCGACCAGAUCGAGAGGGGCAACUCAAACCUGAGCUGCUUCGGCCCCGAACGCCGGCACCGCUUGGUAAAAGGUAUCGGUUCGCACGUCUUCAACCAGAUGGAGUCGCACAUCCUGGCCAAGCUGCUGAACGACUGCUACGCGAACAUAGUCGACCGCAGGGAGACGCUCCAACAGACCUACCUCAUGCCGCGCAGGCCUUGGGUCGUGCCCGACAGCUUCCGCAACGUCUUCGUCAACCUGCACAUGGUCUACGUGUCAGAAAAGGUGCACUGCGGGGUCGGUUGCAUCAUGGCUCGGGACCUGAUCCAGACCACCAUGAACGUCGGCUGCGCGAAGUUCUUCAUGGAGGUGGAGAUGAUGAACGGAGAGAAGAAGCAUUUCGUGCAGAUGGGCGUUUACAUCCAGCCCAACCCAGACAAUCCUUCGUGGAGUGCGUCCGGCUACGGAGAUGUUCUGGAGCCUAUCGACAACGUGCAGUGCGUGCUGCCCUACGUGAAGUCGCAGGGCGGCGUCCUGCCUAUCUUCCCGCGUCUAGGGUAA